Molecule: messenger RNA, 2202 nt
Organism: Lodderomyces jiufengensis
Lineage: Eukaryota; Fungi; Ascomycota; Pichiomycetes; Serinales; Debaryomycetaceae
Exons: 1
Coding region: 1-2202 (733 amino acids)
Source: RefSeq, a predicted model, not a curated record
AUGCCAAGAGUAUCAACAAGAUCAAAUAAAGGAGUUCAUUCACAACGAAAUAAUCAUGAACAGGAAGAAGAAGAAGAUAUCCAAAUUCAAAAUGUUAAAAAAUUAAAUAAUGGUACCAACAAUAAAAAACAAUCAACUAAAGAAGAUGAUGAUGAAGAAUUUGAACCAAAAGAAGAAAAAAAAGAAGAACAUCAAGAAGAAAAUGAUGAUGAUUUAGAAGAUGGAGAUAUAAGAUGUGGACCAUGUGGAGCAACUACUGAAAAUUAUGAUGAAGAUAAUGAUCCUCAUGGAGCAAUGGUAUUUUGUGAAAUUUGUAAAAAUUGGCAACAUUUAAAAUGUAUGGGAUUAAGAAAAAAUUCAAAAUUAGAUGAUUAUAAAUGUGAUAUAUGUUCUGGAAAUCCAAGACCUCCUUUAAGAAAAAGAAGUUCAUCUUCUGUAUCAAAUAAUGAAGAACAACCAACCAAAAAAAGAGCUACAACUAGUACAAAAAGAGCUUCUACUAAAAAAGAAUCAAACUCAAAAGCAACUGCUUCGAAUACUACUAAGAAAAAUCAAUCAAAAGAAAUAAAAGAAACUGGACCAUUUGAUUAUUUGAAAGUUCCACUUAGAAUAAGUACUGCUAAAGCAUUUUUCAAUUUUUUAAGAAGAUUAUUAUUUGCUAAAAAUGAAAUUGAAGAACCAAAACCUUCUAAUAGUAAUAAUGAUACAACUACAUCAACUGAUGAACCAUCAAAACCAGAAGAUCCAACAAAGCAAAAAUUAGAACAAGAAUUAAUCAAUAAAGCACAAAAUCUUGCAAUUAAAAUUGAAGAAAUAAUAAGUAAUAAAUUUACAAAACAAGCAUAUUCAGAUGAAGGUCGUAGAAUAUUAUUCAUUUUGAAAAAAGGUUUAGGAGAAGAAUUAAUAUCAGAUGAAUUAACAGUUGAAGAAUUAAUGAAUAAAACUCCACAAGAUUUAAAUGCUGAUAUAGUUAGAAUUGAACAACAAAAUAAAGCAAAUAUUAAAAAUAUAGUAUUAGUUGAAAAUGAUCAAACUCAAAUUGUUAGAAGAACUCAUAAGGGAGAAAUUAUUAAAGAAAAUGAAAAUAAUUUUAUAUCUCAAAUGGAUGAAAGUAUAAAUGCAAGAAAAGUUGAUCAUCGUAGAUUUUCACAAGAUAUUGAAAAUUUAAAUUCAAAAAUUAUUGAUACUAAACAUAAUGAAAAAAUUGCUUAUAAUAAUUCAAAUCCAAGAUUAGAAGAUGAUGAUUCAAGUGAUGAAGAAGUUCAAAGUGAUAUUGAUUUGGAUAGAGAUGAUGAUGAUGAAGAAGUCACAAAAAAUCAACACCACCACCAUAAUAAUAACAACCAAUCCCCACCAAUUCAUCAUGAUGAACAAGGAUCAGUAACUGAAUCAUUAAGUGAUAACCCUCAAAAUACGACACCAGAUGAAAAUAAUUUAAAGGAAUUUUUAUCAAAUGAAUCAACUAAUAAUAAUGAACAUACCACCACAACAAAAAAACCAAGUUUAUCUCCAACAUUAUCAAGUGAAUCAACAACAACAACAACUCCAAAUUUACAAAAACCACUACAGGAAUUAUGGCAAGGUUCAUUAACAUUCCCCGAUUUAGCUCAUUUCAAAGCAAAAUCUUACUAUUAUUCAUCAACAGAUUAUAUAAAUAUCCCCACCACUUCAACCUACCAAAAUUCAACCAAUAUAGCAAAAAACAUUUUCCAAGAUUUAAGAUAUACAAUCCAAGGAAAAUUAAAUAAAGAAAAAUGUGAAAAAUAUCUAAAUGAAAUAUUAACAAAAAGAAAUCUUUAUUUUAUUGAAAUAAAGCCAAAUAAUGAAUUCUACAAAGAUGAUUUGACAAAACAAACAAAAAAUCAAAAAAAUUUCGAUACUUUAUAUCAUUACCUUUUAAAAUAUAACAAAGUUGGAGUAUUAAAUAAUAAACCAAAUUUUGUAAAAGAUUCUUAUUUAAUGUCUAUUGAUUUUAGAGAUUAUAAUUUAUCAAAAAAUUUUAAAAAACAUAAAACUCUGGAAAAAAUUGGGUUAUUUGCUGUAUUUGUUGUUAGUAAAGAUUAUAAACCUACUAGUGAAAAUGCUGUGGAUGAUGAUAAUAUGGAAGAUGUAAGAAUUGGUUAUAAUUAUCCACCUAAUCCUAGUUCUUCAAGUCAAUCUAAAAAUCAAAAUUUGGAAUCUAUUUUAAGUAAUCUUAAUUAA